AUGACGCCGUCAACGACAUUACAGAAGAUGUUACUGAAUGUGUUACCGAAGAAGUAGAUGUUUUUAAAUAUAACGUUGCGUCAAAAUGUGAUGACAAUAGUACGCUGCAUGAAGCCAAGACAAUGCCUUUGGAUAAGGCUGUGGAAGAAGCUAAAUUGGCAAUAUGUUAUUUUUUUAAUAAUAAGUUUGAUGAUGCCCGCGCCUUAAUGAUGCCUCACGCGCACUGUAGUAUGUACCACUCAAUGGGUCGGGCAGUGUUUUCAUUUUUGGAGGCGAUACUUACAUUUGAGCAACAGCACAUUAUUAAAGCAGGCGAAGAAUUACGAAAAUGUUUAGAUGUCUGUCAGAGGCAACGGCGCAAAGUUACUAUAACCCAGUCAAUAGGGAAAAAAUUUAAAAGAGUAAACUAUAGUCAUUUAAGCGACACAGAGGCUCAUGCUGAAUUAUGCACAGCGGAAGCUUUGUUACUCAGAGCAUUAUUAACGUUUAUAGAAGAUGAAACGUUAUCAAGUCUUAUCAGAGGAGGUAUGAAAAUACGCCACUGUUACAGUAGUUACAAGGAAUGCGCGCUUAUACUUAAUAAUCGUAAAUGGGAUUCAGAAAAAUCUAGAAUACAUUUUGAGAGUGGUGUGCGAAUGGGUAUGGGCACUUUCAAUCUUAUGAUUUCUUUACUACCAGCCGGAGUGGUGAAAGUUUUAGAGUUUAUUGGGUUUUCUGGAAAUAAGGAAAGCGGCUUAGAAGAUCUCCAAACUGGUUACAACCUACCGGGGCUGCGGCAGAUUUUAUGUGCAAUGACUUUAUUAGGUUAUCAUUUAAUAGUGUGUUAUGUUUUGAGCCACCAAGAAGGCGAUUUAAAAUUCGCAAAUCAAAUCUUAAACAGUCAACUAGAGUUAUAUCCAAAUGGAGUAUGGUUUCUAUUUUUUAAAGGACGCCUCGAGUUUAUGAAGGGUAACUUAGAAGAAGCUCAAGUUUGGUAUAAAAAAUCCUGGAAAUCUCAAAAUGUCUGGCCCCAGUUUCAUCAUUUAAGCUUCUGGGAAUUAUUAUGGGUCAAUUGUUUAAGAUUGGAUUGGCGUGAAGCCAGUUUAUAUGCGACAUUUUUAGUCGAAAAUAGCAAAUGGUCUCGUACAAUUUAUUCAUUUCAAAAAGCUGCUGUUAUGCUGAUGUUACCAAAUUUAACAACAACUGAAAAACUGUCAAUAGACAAUUUAAUGCGCGACUGUCCCGCCUACAAACAGCGUAUUGCUGGAAAAUCUUUGCCAAUGGAGAAAUUCAUAUGCAAAAAAUCCGAAAGAUAUUUUGCACAGGGAAAAUUUCUUUGUUUACCUGCUAUAGAAUUAAUGUAUCUUUGGAAUACGUUUAAAGUAAUUAGCAAACAAUAUGAAAUAGCUGAUAGUAUUUAUAGAGUUAUAGAUACAAAACUGAAUGAAAUGGAAAGAAGUACGGAACGUUCGGCAUAUGAUUCAGAUAACAAAGCUUUAUGUCUUCUGUUACGCGGAGCAUGCUUAAGGCAAAUGAAAAAACCAGGAUUAGCAUUACAAGAUUUGAAUGAAUGCAUUAAUUUGCACCCUCUCAUAAAAGAAGAUCUUUAUUUGAUUGCUUAUGCAAGCGUAGAAUGCGGAUUGGUUUAUGCUGAUGAGAAUAAAAUUGAUUUGGCAAUAAACACGUUAGAGGAAACUAAGAAAAAGUAUACUGGAUUUUCCCUAGAAUCAAGAUUACACUUCCGAAUUCAUACAGCUUUAAUGGAUCUUAGAGAAAGAAGGAAAGUCAAAUAAUCAUGUAUGAAUGAUUAUGUUGUAAUUUAGUGUUUUAACAAUAGAGUUAUCAGCUCUACACUAGCAAAAAUUUACAAUGCCUCUAAGAAUUCUAAGAAAAUCUAAUUAAUUUUGCACUUUUAUCAGGGAUAUUAAUCGGUGGGAAAAUGUGGUUUAUUAAAUAAAAUUUUAUUUUAAAAUACAUAUGAAAAAAAAA
Molecule: messenger RNA, 1968 nt
Organism: Lucilia sericata (common green bottle fly)
Lineage: Eukaryota; Metazoa; Arthropoda; Insecta; Diptera; Calliphoridae
Product: tetratricopeptide repeat protein 39B-like
Exons: 8
Coding region: 123-1772 (549 amino acids)
Molecular function (GO): protein binding
Source: RefSeq, a predicted model, not a curated record